Molecule: messenger RNA, 732 nt
Organism: Lactuca sativa (garden lettuce)
Lineage: Eukaryota; Viridiplantae; Streptophyta; Magnoliopsida; Asterales; Asteraceae
Source: RefSeq, a predicted model, not a curated record
AUGACGGAUAAAAGAAUUAGGGUUAGUUGGAAGUCGGAAUUGGUGGACAAAACUUUUUUGGAAGCAUGUAUACAAGAAUUAACAAGCAAUGGUCGGGAGGGUAGUGGCCUAAAAGCAAGCUCAUGGGCUGUGGUCGCGGAGAAAUUGAAAACAGAUCAUAAUUUUAUUGUCGACAAAAAACAAAUGAAAAACCGAUACGACUAUUUAAAAGCAAAGUAUGCAGUGUGGUUAAAACUUAAAAACAAAACAAGAAAUAUUUAUAAUCCCGUAACAAAUUUUUUUAACAUGACUAAUAAAGAAUGGGAAGCAGAAGCGAAGUUGAACAAGUAUGUAGAUAAGCUGAGAAAUGCACCCCUCCUUUGCCCUGAACUUUGUACCCAACUAUUUGAUGGUACGACCUCGACCGGUGUUCACAGUUGGGGUCCAUCUUUGACACUACCUCAUCCCAAUGAAACCUUCAGUACACAUGAUUUUGAGGAUACAGAGAUGUAUGAGCCAGCACCUCAUGCAGAUACCCCAAGCUCAACAGUACCUCAACCUACUAGUGAGGAAUCAUCUGGGCGGACAAAAAACAAGGGGGGCAAACGAAAUGUUCCUAAAGAUACCACACUUGAUGAUGAGUUGAAAGAAGUUGGAAGAGAAUUUAUCAAGGCUGCACAAGGAUUCACGGAAGCAAAUAAUCUUGACAAGGAGAUGGAUGCUUGUAUGGCGAAGUUGACAAGCUUGGAAUAG